Molecule: messenger RNA, 2916 nt
Organism: Epinephelus lanceolatus (giant grouper)
Lineage: Eukaryota; Metazoa; Chordata; Actinopteri; Perciformes; Serranidae
Gene: socs4
Product: suppressor of cytokine signaling 4
Biological process (GO): phosphatidylinositol phosphate biosynthetic process; intracellular signal transduction
Cellular component (GO): phosphatidylinositol 3-kinase complex
Molecular function (GO): 1-phosphatidylinositol-3-kinase regulator activity
Source: RefSeq, a predicted model, not a curated record
GUCACACAUGUCCGCUAAUGUGCAGUGGCCAUAACAUGGAUGUGGAUGUCUGACACUGUUUGGAAGAGUAAGAAGAGGAAGCAGCCAUGUCAGAGAAGAAGCCACGAGGUUCCGACACACGUCCCAAAAGUGGCCUCCGCAGCUGGAGUGCAGACAGUUAUGUCUGGCGGGGGAAGAAACGCUCCCGGAGCUCUCGAAACGGGUCAAGUCCUGGAGGGCUCGAGAUGGAGGGGACAGAGGAGCUGGGUGUACGAUCAACAUCCUGUCCAAGGCGGCGCAGAGAGAGAAAGUGUAGUUGCAACACUCUUGGGGAAGCAUUGACAUCUGCAGACAUUGAUGUAGUGUGUCGGAAGGCCUUGACCCGCCGCUCUCUAAGGCAGAAGUUCCAGGAUGCUGUGGGCCAGUGUUUUCCACUGCGCUCUCACCAUCACCACCAUCAUCAUCACCACCAUGCAUCGGGCUCCUCGCGACCCUUCUCAGUGCUGUUCUGGACCAAACGCAAGAUCCAUGUCUCAGAGCUCAUGCAGGACAAGUGUCCUUUCUCGCCCAAGUCUGAACUGGCCCGAUGUUGGCACCUUAUAAAAAAUCAGGCUACCCACUCAAAUGCCCUCAAGCACAUGGAGGCUCCCCUCAAACCCAGUGUCUCCUCCUCCUCUACCUCCCCACCACAGACGCCUCUCUCCUGGGAUGACAUCUGCUGCUCUCCUGGAACUGGAGGCACUAAUCUGGAGGACUGGGACCCUUCUUGUCCUCAUGGGGGAGCAGAGGGCAGCUGUGGCCACACUGACUACAUCCUGGUACCGGAUCUCCUCCAGAUCAACAACAGCUCCUGUUACUGGGGUGUGUUGAACCGCUUUGAGGCAGAGGAGCUCCUGGAGGGCAAACCAGAGGGAACAUUUUUGCUCCGAGACUCUGCUCAGGAUGAGUUCCUCUUCUCAGUCAGCUUCCGUCGCUACAGCCGCUCCCUGCACGCACGCAUCGAGCAGAACGAAAAGCGUUUCAGCUUUGAUGUGCGUGACCCGUGCAUGUACCGGGAUCCCAGUGUGACAGGACUACUGCGACACUACAGUGACCCGGCCACCUGCCUCUUCUUUGAGCCCCUUUUAUCCCGACCGCUUCCAAGGACCUUCCCUUUCACCCUGCAGCACCUGUGCAGGGCUGUGAUCUGCAGCCACACCACCUACCAGGGCAUUGACAACCUGCUGCUGCCACCUCAGCUCAGGGACUACCUCCGACAGUAUCACAUUAAGUGUGAUGGAGCUUGCGCUGUGUGACAGCCCAAAGCCGGAUCAUGGAAGGCAAAGACCGGACAAGCCAAGGCAGGUUCUCUUGGCAUGAGGCAAGAAUUGCCACUGAAUUCGAGUAUCUUUGCAAAUCUCUGAUGUCUACAAGGUGCAGAACUGGAGAGGUCUAUUGUCAAGAGAAAGAACAACUAAAUACACAAAGCCUUCUCUAAAGGUCUGAGUCCUGUAAGAACACAUGGAGGUAAUGUUUCCUCCUUAAGGGCUGGUUUGAAGCUUCCGGCCACCUUGACAGCUACUGGAGUCAAGUCAAGACUUACUGUGCACAUAUAAUUAAGCAAACAUGCCCUUGAACAUUUGCCUUAAUACCCUUUAUGGAGUAAGGAUCCCCACCAAGAAAACAACAUCACUAAGACCACUUGAAAUACUGACUCUUAAAGUUGGAGCACUACCCUACUGACUUCAAUCUAAUCAGAGUUGUCUUAUGCGGGUAUCUAGUACCUCUAGUGUCCACUAGAGGAAUGGCACCUUCCAUGGUUUCUUGGUUGAAACCUCCUUUCAUGUAGACUGUGGUGCGUUACUUUAGGCCUCAUCCUCACACCCAGUGCUGUCAAAGUUGCGAGGCACAGCGACUCCAACUGCAUCUAGUAAUAUCCAGACAAUAUUAAUCCCUCAUUAACUCUCCAAUUAAACAUUUUUGGACCCUUUCCCUCAUUGUUGUGAAAUAGUACAGAGUGGUCCUUUCAUAUCACUGUUGUAGUAACUAAUUGCAAAAUUCAAAUCACAUCUACUUUCAAAGACUUUGUGUAAAGACAGUUUGUUUUACCUGAUGACGAGAGGACUGUUUUCAUCUACAACACAAAAUGGAUUAAAUCAGUGUGGGUGAGAGAAAGACAUACAAAGUGACAGAAACAGACAUUAUUGAUUGUGUGGUACAAACACUGUAGACGUCACAAACGUCACCCCCUUAUGCCUUUCAACAGUUUGUCUUAACAACCAUGAUUGUCAGUUCUUAUGAAGAGGACUUGAAGUCAUUCUUCUCUGCAGCCACAAGAUGGCGGCACAGCUGCAUUGAUUCACCUGUCUUUUUUUAGUCAGUUCAGCUGCUUCUUUACUGUUAAGUCUUGGCAGAAACUCCUCUGUAAAUUGGUAUUUUAACAUCAGUUUUGCCUCGACAGUUUACGCAUUGGAGCUACGGUGGCCCUGAAGGCUCAAUGCAACACAAGAAACACAAACACAGUCAAAAUACAUACAAACUGUAUACAGAAAUGCUACAAGUUGUAGUACAGAAUACAACAGAAUGUUUGGCCAAACUUUACAUAUUUGAUUGUACUCACAGGCUGGGGGUAAUGAACGGGCUACAACAUUUGUUUCUUCCUCUUUGUAUAAUUUUUACCAACACAGCAGAACAAUAAUAACACAUUCCAGCUGAGGAAUACAAUAACAUCUAUUCACUGAUUACUCACUCUCUCUUGUGUAUCACUCAUACCUGUCCCCACAAAACAAGGGCAGGUAGGAACCAAUUCGGGAACAUAAUGAUUCUACAUAAACACCGUACACAAAAAUAAAAAUGAAACAAUAUACAAAGUACUAUAAAUGACAGUAGCUCAAUAAUGCUGAAUGUAAUUACUGCUUAAAUAUAGGUAAUGUACCCAUUAAUAAAUAACACAGUAAC